This is a messenger RNA of Penicillium soppii, 2535 nucleotides long. Its product is annotated as AP-1 complex subunit gamma. Gene Ontology annotation, biological process: receptor-mediated endocytosis; Golgi to vacuole transport; intracellular protein transport. Gene Ontology annotation, cellular component: AP-1 adaptor complex; membrane coat; Golgi apparatus. Bases 1 to 2535 code for a protein of 844 amino acids. Gene Ontology annotation, molecular function: clathrin-cargo adaptor activity. The transcript has 5 exons. NCBI's taxonomy places the organism in Eukaryota, Fungi, Ascomycota, Eurotiomycetes, Eurotiales, Aspergillaceae. The record is from RefSeq and is a predicted model, not a curated record.
AUGUCUUCCCUAAAGCAAUUCAUCCGAAAUGUCCGAUCAGCCAAAACAAUCGCCGAUGAACGUGCAGUCAUCCAGAAAGAAAGCGCCGCCAUUCGAGCCUCAUUUCGAGAAGAGAGCCACGACUCCGGCAUCCGGAGGAAUAAUGUCGCAAAGCUCCUGUACCUAUUUACCCUCGGAGAGCGGACUCACUUCGGCCAGAUCGAAUGUCUGAAACUACUCGCCUCACACCGGUUCGCUGACAAGCGGCUGGGCUACCUGGGAACCAUGCUGUUACUGGAUGAGAACCAGGAGGUGCUGACGCUUGUUACUAACUCUCUGAAAAAUGACCUGAACCACUCCAACCAGUAUAUCGUCGGCCUGGCUCUCUGCACCCUCGGAAACAUCGCCUCCGUUGAAAUGUCUCGUGAUUUGUUCCCCGAAGUCGAAUCCCUCAUGUCCACUGCAAACCCUUACAUUCGCCGCAAAGCAGCAAUUUGCGCCAUGCGCGUAUGUCGCAAGGUCCCAGACCUAUUUGAGCACUUCCUCGAGAAAGCUAAGAACCUCUUGUCCGACCGAAACCACGGAGUUCUCCUUUGUGGGUUGACACUGGCAAUUGAUCUAUGUGAGGCGGAAGAGGAAGAGGAAGGACCAGAGGGCGUGAUUGAAGCAUUCCGGCCACUGGCUGGAGGACUCAUCCGCGCCUUGAAGGGACUGACAACGUCCGGAUAUGCCCCCGAGCAUGAUGUAUCCGGCAUCACGGAUCCUUUCCUUCAGGUCAAGAUCCUUCGGUUCUUGCGUGUGCUGGGUCGCGGCGAUGUGGCCACCAGUGAAUUAAUCAACGAUAUUCUGGCCCAGGUGGCCACCAACACAGAUUCUUCCAAGAACGUUGGUAACUCUAUUCUAUAUGAGGCUGUUCUUACAAUCUUGGAUAUUGAAGCCGACUCGGGAUUGAGGGUGCUGGGCGUCAACAUCCUCGGAAAGUUCCUGGCUAACAAGGACAAUAAUAUCCGCUACGUUGCGCUGAACACCCUGAAUAAGGUCGUUGCAAUCGAACCAAAUGCGGUGCAAAGACAUCGUAACACCAUCUUGGAAUGUCUGCGAGAUCCUGAUAUUAGCAUUCGCCGGCGAGCGCUUGAUCUCAGCUUCAUGUUGAUCAACGAGGAUAAUGUCCGAGUGCUGGUGCGGGAACUGCUGGCCUUCCUGGAGGUGGCCGACAACGAAUUCAAGCCUGUGAUGACGACACAAAUUGGCAUCGCGGCGGAUCGAUUCGCACCCAACAAGCGCUGGCACAUGGACACCAUUCUGCGGGUUCUCAAGCUGGCUGGGAACUACGUCAAAGAACAGAUUCUGUCCUCAUUUGUUCGUCUCAUUGCCACCUCUCCUGAUCUGCAGACCUAUGCCGUGCAAAAGCUAUAUUCGUCACUGAAGGAAGACAUCUCGCAGGAGGGUCUCACACUGGCUGCGACAUGGACUAUUGGUGAAUAUGCCGAUAGCUUACUUCAAGGAGGCCAGUAUGAGGAAGAAGAGCUAGUCAAGGAGGUUCGCGAGAGUGAUAUUGUUGAUGUCUUUACCAACAUCCUCAACAGCACAUAUGCCACUCAGAUUGCCGUCGAAUACAUCAUUACUGCAGCCAUGAAGCUCACAGUGCGCAUGUCGGAUCCUACUCAAAUCGAACGUCUGCGCCGCCUCCUCUCCAGCCGCACCGCAGACCUGAGUGUCGAGAUUCAACAGCGUGCCGUUGAAUACACCAACCUCUUCGGCUAUGAUCAAAUCCGUCGUGGCGUUCUUGAGCGGAUGCCCGCACCCGAGAUUCGUGAAGAACAACGGGUCCUCGGUGCUCCUACCACGAAGAAGCGCCAGAGCAAGGUCCUCCGCAGCAAGACGACAACAAAGGUCGCCAAACCCGCAGAGCACGACUUGCUCCUUGAUCUGGUCGGCGGCGACGCACCCGUCACCAGCCCAACCUCAAACGGAUCGAACACCGCCGAUCUGCUGGCAGACAUCCUUGGCGGAGACUCCGGCUUGUCAUCUCCCUCGCCAGGCCCUACCCAGCAGAACCCCAACAGCGCCAUUAUGGAUCUAUUCAAUUCCAACGGUCCUUCGCCAUCCCCCCAGCCAACACAAUCCUCAUCCGCAUCGAUGGAUCUGCUAGGCGGAGGAAUGGGCGCCUCUGCACCCUCACCAUCCGUGUCUCCCGCUCCAGUCGCCGCCUCAACACCCGCCCACACCGCUCUCAACAAGGAUGGCCUCGUCCUCACCUUGCAGGUCCAGCGCAGCGGCCCCAACGCCCAGAUCAUUGCUCGUUUCCGUAACGAGUCCAACUUCGACCGCUUCACCAGCGUCGGUCUGCAAGCCGCCGUGCCCAAGAGCCAGCGUCUGCAGCUGAGCGCUAUCAGCAAAGCGGAGCUUGACGCCGGCGACGAGGGCACACAAUCAAUGCGUGUCACCGCUCUCAAUGGCGCCCUCCCUGCCAAACUCCGUUUGCGUCUUCGUGUCAGUUCCGCUCGCGAUGGCGGCGACCCUGUCGUCGACCAGGUGGAUUGGUCCGAGCCGUAA